Molecule: messenger RNA, 1560 nt
Organism: Candida tropicalis MYA-3404
Lineage: Eukaryota; Fungi; Ascomycota; Pichiomycetes; Serinales; Debaryomycetaceae
Product: glycosyltransferase family 15 protein
Exons: 1
Coding region: 1-1560 (519 amino acids)
Biological process (GO): protein N-linked glycosylation; cell wall mannoprotein biosynthetic process
Cellular component (GO): membrane; Golgi apparatus
Molecular function (GO): alpha-1,2-mannosyltransferase activity
Source: RefSeq, a predicted model, not a curated record
AUGUAUUCAUUGCAUAGAGUAUUCCGAAAAUGUCUAUCAAGACCAAGACUAGUAUUUCUAAUUAUUGUUAGUAUUUUUUGUUUCAUAGUAUUGAAAUAUCAACAUCAUAUUAUUCCAAAUCCAGACCCAUACUGGAUAAAUUAUAAACCAAAGAAACCAGAUCAUUCCUCUAAUAAGAUUAGUCAACAAUUGAUAUCAUCAAAAAUAGAUUCCCCUUUCCAAUAUGGAUGUACUAUCCCAGAUACUACAGCGCCAAGAGCAAAUGCUGCAUUGGUAGUUCUAUGUCGAAAUUCUGAACUCGAGGGAGUGAUCAAAUCCAUGAACUCCAUGGAACGACAUUUCAACCAAUGGUUCAAUUAUCCCUGGGUUUUCUUAAAUGAGCAAGAAUUCACCGAUGAAUUUAAAACUACAGUGCAAAUGCACACUAAAAGCAAGAUUGAAUUUGGCAAAAUUGGACUGGAGCAUUGGGAAUUUCCUGAUAGUAUCGAUCCAGUGGUCCUAAAAGAAAGUAUUGAAAGGCAAGGGGAUAAGGGAAUUAUGUAUGGGAAUGUACCAUCAUAUCACAAAAUGUGUCGAUUCUAUUCUGGGUUUUUCUUUAAACAUGAACUUGUGGCAAAGAGAGAUUGGUAUUGGAGAGUUGAACCUGAUGUUGAAUUUUAUUGUGAUUUGACCUAUGAUCCAUUUGUUGCAAUGGAAAAGAGUGGAAAGAAAUAUGGAUUUAAUGUUAUAAUGGGGGAAAUUUUUUAUUCAAUACCUGGACUAUUUAGAGAAGUCAAGGCAUAUAUUAAGAAGAAUAACAUCCAGGUAAAAAAUUCAUGGAGCUUGUUCACGUUUAAUUCACAAUGGACUAAAGGAGACCAUAAAGAUCUAUAUGAUGGUAUACCAGAUGAAGAUGAGAUUGAACAAGAAGUUAUGAGAAACAUGAAAUUGAAACAAUUUUUGAAUAAGAAGGGCAAAAAAGAUCAUGAUUUAGAAGAUCUAGACCCUGAGUUAGUGUCCAAACUAUUCAGUAAAUCAAGUGAAUUGCCUAGGUUGCAUGAAGAUAGGAUGGAUAGAGAAGAUUAUAAUCUCUGUCAUUUCUGGACGAACUUUGAAAUUGCCAGAACAGAUUUAUUCACUUCAGAAGAGUAUCAAAACUUCUUUAACUAUCUAGAUGCAACAGGAGGGUUUUACAAAGAAAGAUGGGGUGAUGCACCGGUACAUUCAUUGGCAGUAGCUAUGUUACUUGACAUGAACGAGAUUCACUACUUUAGAGAUAUUGGUUAUAGACAUACAGAACUUGUUCAUUGUCCUAGCAAUGCACCUGAGAAACAAUUGAUAUAUGAAGGAGUUUAUGUUGAUACAGAAUUUCCUGAUAAACCUCAGAUUAAUGGUGUUGGUUGCCGAUGCAGAUGUCCGGAUAUGUGGUAUGUUGAUCGCGAAGACUCAAGCGACUAUUGUUUUCGAAAAUGGGUAGAGCACACGGACGACAAUUAUAAGGCAUUUGAAGUGGUUGACGUUGACCAAUUAGAAAAGAAAAUAUGGGAAGAACUAAAUGAUAAUAUUAAAAACCAGAAAUAA